CGCCCGUGCUGGAGCUCUGGCCGCGUCCCCCGCGCGGGCCCCGGACCUUCGCGCCAAGACCCCGGCGUGCCCGCGGGACAGCCUCCAGCCUCGGGCCACCACCCCGGGGCAGACUCCAGAGCUCCUCCUGACCUCCGUCCUGCCUGCCCCCAUGAAGAAAACCAACCUGUGGUUCUUGGAGCGUCUUCGGGGGUCUGGGGAAAACGUCACUCCUGGGAGCGAGGCCGGGGACAAGGCUUCCAAGGGGCCCCUGCACAGCAAUGUGCUCACACCUGACAAGAUCCCUGACUUCUUCAUACCCCCCAAACUGCCCGCUGGCCCCGCAGAUCCUGAGGGGCAGGCUGAGCUGGGCCCCGCCUCGACGGAGCAAAACCUGGCCUCGGGGACGCCCCGCCGAGCCCCGCGGAGCCCGCGGCUGCCUGCCAAGCUGGCAGCUGAGAGCAAGAGCCUGCUGAAGGCAGCCACCCGGCACGUGAUCCAGAUCGAGAGUGCGGAGGACUGGCUGGUAGAGGAGGCUGCCACCAACGCUGACCCCCAAGCCCAGGGCGCCAUGUCCCUGCCCUCCGUGCCCAAGGCUCAGACGUCCUAUGGCUUUGCCACGCUGGCAGAGAGCCCCCACACGCGGCGUAAGGAGUCCCUGUUCCACAGCGAGCAUGGAGCCCUGGCGCAGGUGGGAUCCCCAGGUGCCGGUCGCCGUCGGGGGGGCACCAAGGCCAAUGGGGGCGAUGGGGUGCCCAGGGAGGCUGGUGGGGCCCUCAUGAGCCCCAGCCGCUACUUCAGCGGUGGGGAGAGUGACACAGGGUCCUCAGCGGAGUCCUCCCCGUUCGGGUCCCCUCUGCUCUCACGUUCCGUGUCGCUGCUGAAAGGGUUCGCGCAGGACAGCCAGGCCAAAGUGAGCCAGCUCAAGCACUCGGCGGGCCGCCACGGCUCCCUGUCCGCUGAGGACAGCGCACCAGACACCAGCCCCGGGGCGCGGCGCCGCCUGACCCGCAGGGCCACCCCAGAGCCGGGCCCUGAGACUGGCCAGGCGCCCCGUGCAGAGCACGCGGUCCGCAUGGGCCCGCGGGGCAGCGUGCGGCUGCUGGCGGAGUAUGAGGUGGCCCAGGCCCGCCUGCGGGUACGUCUCCUGGCAGCCGAGGGCCUCUAUGACCGCCUGUGUGACGCCCGCAGCAUCAACUGCUGUGUGGGGCUGUGCCUGGUCCCCGGGAAGCUACAGAAGCAGAGGAGCACCAUCAUCAAGAACAGCCGCCACCCCGUCUUCAAUGAGGACUUCUUUUUCGAUGGCCUGGGGCCGGCCAGUGUCCGGAAGCUGGCCCUCAGGAUCAAGGUGGUCAACAAGGGCAGCAGCCUCAAGCGGGACACGCUGCUCGGGGAGGAAGAGCUUCCGCUGACCUCCCUGCUCCCUUUCUUGUAAAGGCCCCUCCCUGCCUCCCUCGCUCCCGAGGGGGCAGAGGGAAGACCCCCUCCCCUCCCACUCAGAUCCCCGUGGGCAGGAGGCCAGCAGCCAGGAGGGGGGCUGGAGGGCUGUUUAAACUCAGGCUGGGCUGCCGUCCAUGCUGGGGGUUACUGGGUUGCCAACGGUGACCGGAACACUAUCUUUCAUGGGUUAAUUUUUUCAGAGGAGGAAGAGAGGGGGCAGCCAGGGAAGAGAAGGAGACACUUUGCAGGGCUGAGCACCCCCCUACCCCGUGCCCUAAGUUCCAUGCUGCCUCACCCCUUUCAGAGUUCUGGAAAGGGGUUCUCCGGGGGCGGGGGUGGCCAGGAACCUGUGAGACGCUUUACCGUAGGCUUCCCAGUUCCCCAGUGACCCUGCAGGGGCCCAGAGGGCCUGGAGACCGCAGAAGUGGAUCACAGACCUAGAGGUGGCCAGUUCGGAGCUGAGCCCAAUAUCUCUCUUGGUUGCAUAAGAGUCUUCCUGCCCCGGCCCACCAGACACCCCCCCGCCCCCUCUGCCCCCACCAGACAGCAGUACCAGGUCUGGGAUCUACCAACAGCGCCCACGAGGCUACAGGAGACACCCCACCUGGGUUAGGCUCCAGAGCAGAGCAGGUCAGCGAGGCAGGUGCCACCCACUGGGAGAAGACAGGCAGAGAAGGGAGGCAGCGUUGCUGUGGGGCUGGAAGUGGAGGAAGGCCCGGGAGAGGACAGCGGAGGCUCGGGCUCCCCUCCUGCCCCUGGGAGCCGUAUAGCUCUCCUGUCUGCUAUUUUCCUCCAGCACCUUCCCUGCUGGGCCAGCCCACCUCACGCUCAGGAGCCUUCCGCCCCUGGAGGGGUUGCUCAGAACAGGCCCAGAGCGCGGCCCCCAGCCCCCACUCCGCCCCGUCCCUCCAAGGCCGGGGGCUGCCACCCCCCUGCGCAGCACCCUUGGCCGCAGCACGCCAGGAAGUGAUAGUCAGGGACUGAUGGCUGGGUUUUCACUCCACACAGUAAAUAGCUUUUGGUUAGUGUGGGCGGAAGCUGGCGGGCAGGGAGGACCCUGGUUGUGCACCUUCAUGCUGCAUGGGUUUAAAGUUGUGUCCAUGUGUGGGUCCUUGAAUGAUGUCCGUGGAUGUUUACCAGCUUAACACAACAGAAACGGUACAGUUUGAAGCAGGGGCCAGGCCAGGCUGCCUGGUGAGCAUGGUUGGAUGGGGGCAGUCCCUGGGGAUCCCGGGGCACCCCUCCCCAUCCAAACAUUGUCCCUCCUGACUAGGUUUCCAAAUCCCACUGGGGGAGGGAUGAAGGAGAUUUCCCCCGUAGCCGGGGAAAGCACUUGUUCCCGUUUGCACUUUGGGACUGAGAAUUUGGGGCCCUUGGAGCUGAGGUCCCUUGCUGUGCCCCCUCUCCCCUCCCCACCUCUGUCCUAGGCCUGUUCCUUCAUGCUCCCUGCUCCUGGUGUCAGAGGGGGGCUCCCCUUUACUCUAGAACCUGGAGACCCCCCCAGGGCCAGGCUUGUGGGCUGGAGCAGGUGGACAGAGGACCCUGCACUGAGUCAGAUGCUUGGAGCUUGCACCCUCUCCCUUCCCUCUGACCCUGACCCCUGCUUUCCCUCUGGGGAGGGCCCAUUUUAUAUGCCCCUGCACUAUUUGAUAUCUUUGUGUUACAAGUUGACUGUGGGUAAAUCCUUAAGACACCCUCUCCCAAGUGUGUUUGUUUAUAAAUGCUGUUUUUAGUGCAAUAAAGGUGUUUCGGGAGUGUGGGGGUGGA
This is a messenger RNA of Leptonychotes weddellii (Weddell seal), 3186 nucleotides long. It is a transcript of the gene C2CD4C, whose product is annotated as C2 calcium dependent domain containing 4C. The record is from RefSeq and is a predicted model, not a curated record. Lineage: Eukaryota; Metazoa; Chordata; Mammalia; Carnivora; Phocidae.